Molecule: messenger RNA, 4959 nt
Organism: Rattus norvegicus (Norway rat)
Lineage: Eukaryota; Metazoa; Chordata; Mammalia; Rodentia; Muridae
Gene: Cd44
Product: CD44 molecule
Biological process (GO): system development; cytokine-mediated signaling pathway; animal gross anatomical part developmental process
Cellular component (GO): plasma membrane; microvillus; cell surface
Molecular function (GO): hyaluronic acid binding
Source: RefSeq, a predicted model, not a curated record
UUUAAACUUCCGUUGGCUGCUUAGUCACAGCCCCCUCUCUUUGGGUGUGUCCUUCGCGCGCUCCCUCCCUCUUAGGUCACUCUUUCAAAGCCUGGAAUAAAAACCACGGCCAACUUCCGAGGCGGUCUCAUUGCCCAGCAGCCCCCAGCCAGUGACAGGUUCCAUUCACCCUCUUUGCCCCUUUCCCCGCGACCCUUUUCCAGAGGCUACUAGAUCCUUUGGUUUCAUCCUGCACAUCAUGGACAAGGUUUGGUGGCACACAGCUUGGGGACUACUUUGCCUCUUACAGUUGAGCCUGGCACAGCAGCAGAUCGAUUUGAAUAUAACCUGCCGUUACGCAGGUGUAUUCCAUGUGGAGAAAAAUGGCCGCUACAGUAUCUCCAGGACUGAAGCAGCUGACCUCUGCGAGGCUUUCAAUACCACCUUGCCCACCAUGGCUCAGAUGGAGUUAGCCCUGAGCAAGGGGUUUGAAACAUGCAGGUAUGGGUUCAUAGAAGGACACGUGGUAAUCCCGAGGAUCCACCCCAACGCUAUCUGUGCAGCCAACAACACAGGAGUGUAUAUCCUCCUCGCAUCCAACACCUCCCACUAUGACACAUAUUGCUUCAAUGCCUCAGCUCCUCUUGAAGAAGACUGUACAUCAGUCACAGACCUACCCAAUUCCUUCGAUGGACCAGUUACCAUAACUAUUGUCAACCGUGAUGGCACCCGCUACAGCAAGAAGGGCGAGUAUAGAACACACCAAGAAGACAUCGAUGCCUCAAACAUUAUAGAUGAGGAUGUCAGCAGUGGAUCCACCAUUGAGAAGAGCACCCCAGAAGGCUACAUUUUGCACACCGACCUUCCCACUUCACAGCCUACUGGAGACCGGGAUGACGCCUUCUUUAUUGGGAGCACCCUGGCCACCAUUGCAACUACUCCAUGGGUUUCUGCCCACACAAAACAGAACCAGGAACGGACCCAGUGGAACCCGAUCCAUUCAAACCCAGAAGUACUACUUCAGACAACCACCAGGAUGACUGAUAUAGACAGAAACAGCACCAGUGCUCAUGGAGAAAACUGGACCCAGGAACCACAGCCUCCUUUCAAUAACCAUGAGUAUCAGGAUGAAGAGGAGACCCCACAUGCUACAAGCACAACCUGGGCAGCUCCUAAUAGCACAACAGAAGAAGCAGCUACCCAGAAGGAGAAGUGGUUUGAGAAUGAAUGGCAGGGGAAGAACCCACCCACCCCAAGUGAAGACUCCCAUGUGACAGAAGGGACAACUGCCUCAGGCCACAACAACCAUCCAAGUCAAAGAAUGACAACACAGAGUCAAGAGGAUGUUUCAUGGACCGAUUUCUUCGACCCAAUCUCACAUCCAAUGGGACAAGGUCAUCAAACAGAAAGCAAGGAUACAGACUCCAGUCAUAGUACAACCCUUCAGCCUACUGCGGCUCCAAAUACCCAUUUGGUGGAAGACUUGAACAGGACAGGACCACUUUCAGUGACAACUCCACAGAGUCAUUCUCAGAACUUCUCUACAUUACCUGGAGAGCUGGAAGAAGGCGAAGACCAUCCAACAACUUCUGUUCUGCCAUCUAGCACUAAGAGUGGUGCAAGAAGAGGUGGAAGUCUUCCCAGAGAUACAACUACUUCACUGGAAGGCUACACCCCUCAAUAUCCAGACACAAUGGAAAACGGGACUCUCUUCCCAGUGACCCCUGCUAAGACUGAGGUCUUUGGAGAAACUGAAGGGACUGUUGCUACUGACUCCAACUUUAAUGUGGAUGGCUCCUUACCAGGUGAUGGAGACUCAUCCAUGGACCCCAGGGGUGGUUUCGACACUGUGACUCAUGGAUCCGAAUUAGCUGGACACUCAAGUGGGAAUCAAGACAGUGGAGUGACCACAACUUCUGGUCCUGCGAGGAGACCUCAGAUUCCAGAGUGGCUUAUCAUCUUGGCAUCCCUCCUGGCGCUGGCUCUGAUUCUUGCCGUCUGCAUUGCUGUCAACAGUAGGAGAAGGUGUGGGCAGAAGAAGAAGCUGGUGAUCAACAGUGGCAAUGGAACAGUGGAAGACAGGAAACCAAGUGAACUCAACGGGGAGGCCAGCAAGUCUCAGGAAAUGGUGCAUUUGGUGAACAAGGAACCAACAGAGACUCCGGACCAGUUUAUGACAGCUGAUGAGACCCGGAAUCUGCAGAGUGUGGAUAUGAAGAUUGGGGUGUAGUGCCUAUGCCACUAACUUGAAAAGACACAACAAUUGGAGACAUGUCAUUACUGGGAGCUGGGACCCUUAACAGAUGCAAUGUGCUACUGAUUAUUUUUAUUGGGGAUUAUUUUGGGCAUAAAAUUUCCCUUUUUUUGUUUUUUAAAAGUUUGUUUUCCAAUUUAUGAAAAUAGCAUUGCUUUCUGAAAUGAGGGUCUCUUCCAGUUCCUCCUUAGAGGCCUUGCAUUACCAGGGUAUGCUACCAUAGGCUUCUACCAAAUGAAUACUCUUGGUCCCGAUUGAACCCAAAGUCCCAGGUAACAUCCACCAGCUAAGGAUUUCCCCAGAACUUAGAGAGAUUGGUCUCUGGGAGGAAAUUUGAAUGGGUCCAUAUUGCCUCCCAGCAGUCCAAUCUGUAGGCAUUGCUUUGCAGUGGAUGGGAGAUCAGGUGUACUGGUUACACACUCUCUUUAUAGACUCCCUUCUGCUGGAAAAUUUCCACAUGCUUCUGAGAGAUUCCCCAAAGGGUGACGCUAUUUAUCUUUAGUAAGCUAUUUAUCUUUGUUUUUGAAAUAUCAAACCCUGGAGGUCCUUUUUUCAGUAUGACUUUUUUUAUUUUGUUUUUUUUUUUAUUUUGUUUUUUAGGUUACUUUGUCAGAAGCAUAACAGGGUAUAAGUUGAUUCAUAAUAAAUACCUGUCCAUCUUCCAUCUUGACCUGUUGUGCUGUGAUCCUUCAGUUUCUAAAUCAGCAAGGUCUGAGUCUUUGUAGCACAUCAAUGUGACCUUAGUAUGGUCCUCUGAAACUCAUGUUAGAGCAUCCGUGCCCUGCUUGGGUUUACCCAGCUGAAUCUCAGAAGAUCAAGGACAGGAGCACUGUUUUCAUUCUAGGGCUAUCAAAGGGGUUUCUCUCCUGUUCAAGAAUCUGAAUUGGGAGUAGGAGAGCUUCUGUCCCUUUUAUGUUUCGAUAACCACCCAUUUCUCUUUCUUAAAGGGCACAUUAAGUUUUUAUAUCUUACAACAUUCGCGGUCCUGUUUCAUAGACACUGAUCUUAUUGGCACUUUCACAAAACAGUGUGGAGGGGACUUCUGACACCUUAUAGUAAAAGGAGAAGCCAACAGAAAUGAAAGUGUGGACAGAGAGCAGUAGAUUGGCAUGAGGAGGCAUGAUGUACAACCCCCAGACCACUCUUUCCAUCACCACAUUUGUUGAUGCUUUCGCAAGCCAGUUGGUACUUAGAAUCAGUUCCCCAGGGAAUCCUUCAAAAAGCCAUAAGAAUGCCCACCCCUGGAAUCUUACCACCACCAGAUGAGCAGGUUUAUGGUUUAGCAAAAGGAGAAUGCUGUCACCCUCUGACCUCAUAGUUUUCACAUACUGGGCAAGUGUUCAUCUGCCAGGAUGCCCCAUUGCUCCUAGGUCUUCCCAGGUACCUUGUAGAAGAACUUAAAUCUAUAAAAUAAGGCUUUCUCUAAAAUGGAACUUCCUUUCUAAGGCUCCCAUUUUUACUGUUGACUAAAUUUAUAUGUUUAAUAGUUUUUUUUCAAAUAAAAACAAACACAAAAAAGGAGAAAAUGUUUCCACCUGAAUCAGGUUUGAGUGGAUGUGAAGGCUUUGUUUAAAGGAGAUACACAGACUUUCCGAUGCUCAUUGUGACCCUCAGCUCUCCUUUCAAACAUUCCAGCCUCUCUCCUUCCCUGCCCAGCUCUCUCACAGGGCCUGGCUUUCAGAUUUUCUUUCUCUUUCUCUGUGAAUACUCUUAGCCAGUUCCAUAUUUAGACACCCGGUUUUCUUGUUCGAAUAGACACUAGAUGAUUCUUCGCUAUUCUCUACUGGUAUUAGAAUGGUCCCUGUCCUUAGAGCUGUCCUGGUCUACCACACUCACAUCAGGCUCCCUGGGGCUCUUUAACCUGUAUACAGCAAGCUACUCUGGGAUUGGGCAUUAAAGGGGUCUGUCAAGCACUCUAAGACCCCUUGAUGCCUUUUGAGGGCACACAAGAAGGGUCAUGGAAGAUUCAGGGCCAGAGAUGAGUCUAUGUCUAUUCUAGAAAUGUCCACUAGCUGGGUUGUGGUAGGAUAUUGUUUGCCAUGGUGAUGAUGAUUCUGGUAGCACAGUCUGACUUUGUAUUACUUCUGCCAAUGGCUUGCCAGGUGAUAUGAGCUAAGUCAUUGAACUGAGGUCCUGUUAGUAAAAAUAACAGGCUGGAAUUUAGUGAUUUUGUAAAGUACUAGGAACAUAUAAAGUGUUAUAUUACCACCAAUUAUAAAUCUCUCAUGUAUCUGAAGGCUUUCCUUCAGUUUGUCUUGGGUUAAAAUCAAAUGAGGUGAAAGAUAACUUCAUGUCUAUAGUUUGUAUGUUCUAGCUAGAUAAAAUGAAUGCUUCCAGAAGAACCCUUAAAAAGCUUUAUAUUGACAUCCAUAACACCAAGAAGUGGCCUUUUCGCUAAAAUCCAUCCAAGACUGUCAUAGGAAAGUAGAAGAAACAGCCACUUUUUUUAGAAAAGUAAAAUGUUCAUAAGAACAGGGAUUACCCACUAUGAUGUCCUGUGUUUUUGUGUAAGUUCUAUGUGUUGACUUUUUAAACAUAGUCAAUUGUUAGGUAUGUAUAAUGAGUUUUUCUAUUGUUCCUUUGAUUUUUUUUUCAGAGAUCAUCCUCUUCUUUUCUAGUUUUUGUAUAUUUAUUGAUUGACUAAUAAUAAUGAGGAAAACAUGAUGUGUAUAUUACCCAGUUGAAAGUGUGUAUUGGAAAAUAUUAAAAGGUCAUAAGAAAUGGAA